Molecule: messenger RNA, 786 nt
Organism: Paramacrobiotus metropolitanus
Lineage: Eukaryota; Metazoa; Tardigrada; Eutardigrada; Parachela; Macrobiotidae
Exons: 3
Coding region: 84-545 (153 amino acids)
Source: RefSeq, a predicted model, not a curated record
UAAAAGUCUUUGUAUAUUGUAAACGCGGAAGCCGGCAAACCAUAUCGGUACUUUUUGAAGAACAGCUUUUGCUUAGUUUUACAAUGAACGCAAUUUCACUAGUAUUAGUCGCAAUUGUGACCGCCGCGGCGGCACAGGAGCCGGGCAGCCCUACGACCUCCAUCGCAGCCUGGAAAGAUGGCGCAAAUAUUAAGGUGCGAGCGAAAAUUCCGCACGGUCUAUCGUUGGUGAUCAGCUGCCCGCAACCCAAUCCUGCCUCGCCUACCGCCAAAAACAUGCCGGUACAGACCGUCCACCUAGAUAGCGCCACCUACUUGGCGCCGACUGACGGACCGGCAGAGUGCAGCGGAGAUAGCGUCUUCUCGCAAAUGGCGGUGACGUGCAGUAUGCAGAAAGACACCAAGUGUACCAUCACAGCGGAGGACCCAUCGGAGCAGGAGGGAUGUCAGGAACGUUGGCUGAAAGUCAUCUAUCACUGCGGCAAUAUCGGAGAGUCGACUGCUUCCUUGCUCGGUAUGAUCGUUAACAAUAUGCUCGAUGACUGAGAACGAGCGCGAAGAGCGGGAUAAAGAUUAAAGAUGGGUUGCUGCCGGUGUUUACAGUGAGGAUUGUGAUGUUCUUUUUUCUUGUGACGUACAGACGUAGUACGUGUAAGCCGGGUCACUAUAAUGGCCGUUAAGUUGGAUUUUCGUCCUGCAUGUGUACUUACCAUUUCCUGAGGAUCAUAAUAUUGAUAAUAAGCAUUUUCACAUUAGCAGCAUUUCAUCGAUAAAAUUAUAAAAAAGG